GAUCGUGAGAUUGUGCGGACGGAAGUGCCCUGGCCCCUGCCGAAGAUUAGAGACCGUGUACAGUGUGUGGACAUUAUCCCACCCUUCUCAUCCUCCGCCCGCUAGCAUCCCCGUCGAAGGGAAAGAAACCCAGGGAACGUGCGUCGCGACUGCCCUCCCAUCCGGCGCGAACAUUGAGUGAUCGAAUCGAGGGGGAAAAGCAAAACGAAGCAAAAGAACUAGAGGAUUCCUCUCUUAAUGUGCCCACACCGAUGGGGGCACCGAGGGGAGUGCGUGUUGUUUCGGAUGGACAGGAGGCAACGUGAAUAAGGGAGGCCACCUCCUUUAGAAGAGCUCUGGAACGGGACGCGCGUUGCUGAGAAACGCUCCUCCAACUAGGCAGUUUAGGCCGCGAGGAAGUGCCGUAUUUUUUUUCGGGGGGGCCUUUCGAAUACAUGUGCCAGUGCGUUGUGUUAUUUUUUGUAUGCUUCUACUGUGCCUCUUCGACUGCGCCGCUGAAGACGAUAGACGGAGACGAGCGCCUACGUGUGGUGUUGUUGUUGUUGCUGCUACAAAGUGUGGCUAUUUAUCUUGUUUCCUAUGCGUUUUUGUAUGAAACUAAUCCAAACUAACAGAGGAGAAUUUUUUCUUCUACCAUGAUUUCGUGAAAGGGCAGGAAAACGUAUUGUGCAGUCGAGAAUAAGGCAAAAAGUAAUUGAAAAAAAAGGCAAAGGCAAGUGGAAGAGAUAAAUUACAAUACGAAAGAAUUUAGUGAAAAAUCGUUGGAAUUGUUUAGCAAGCUCGUGGAGAUGCGCCGUGCUUUUGUUUGUGAGUUGGGAUGACAGUAGAGAAAAACCCUUCGUCUGGUGCUUUGACAUUUUGCGUGUCGGGAAAAUAAGAGCAACAACACAAAAAAAGAUUUUCGGCUUGGAUUAGCCUCCCUCCCUCUGGGUUGAGCCGGUAACCAACGCAGCCAUUCGAGAACAGUUCGCGAGUUCGGGUUCGAGUGGUCGGGGCCGCAUUAGGUCAUUCUGGUGAGAUUGGCGCGGUGUUGAACCGCAAGAAGACCAAAAGCAAUAGUGGAAAAAGUAAAGGAGAAAAAUAAAAACACGCAGUGAAAUAUUCCGUGAAUUCAUCCGGGCCUCCGGUGAAGUGAGCUGAAAGUUGUUGUUGUUGCUGUUGUACACACAUAUAUCGUAAUAAUCGUACAUCGUGAAUCGGUUUUUGAUGAAAUCAGUUCAAGAAGUGUUGAAUAGGAUCAAAUUUACCCCCGCGCGAACGGAAUGCGUGUAAGCACCGGCGGCGACGCACCGUGGGGAGGACGUCGGGCGCAGCCGUGAGCGAGGAGGCCCGCGAAGAAGGAAGAGUGACCCACAAGUGAGAGAGCGAGCAUGCCCAACGACGGAGAAGGAAAAAUAAGGUGGUGGAAGAACGGAGAACCAGUAUGAGAGGUGGAAGGAAAAAGUGAUGCGGGAAAUUUUUGGCUUUUAAAGUCUUCUCCCAGUGGGCAAGUGAGAGAAGACGAAACGAUCGCGCGCGCGCGCAAGCGAGAGAAAAAGAGAAGGUCCAGCAGAAGGGUCCACAGAUAAAGUGUGUAAAAGUAACCAAAAGAGACCAGACAACGGAAAAAGUUAGAAGCAAGAAGAACGGUGUGUGCGUAGGGCUGUGUAAUGAUUUUCAUUCCUGUUCAAAUGAGCUUCGAUGGCCGAAGACAGGAAUCGGAAUAAAAUUGAUCAUUGCAAUUAUCGCGAAAAAUCUGUUCGUUCGGAGAAGAAGAAAAAGCAGCUGCAGCUACCGACUACUGAACGGUGACGUUAAGUUGUGAUCGAAUAGAAUUAGUUCGGAGCGCGAAGUGCAAAUGUGGUGUCGUGUUGUGGUCAUGGGAUGUGUUGUUGAUCGCUGUUGUGAUGGAUCGUGAAGUGAGGGCUUUCGAUAGGCUGAAACAAUUAGUUCGAAACAACAGAGCGAAAGUGCUAUUAUGACGCAUCGUCAAAAAGUGAUUGCAGCACGAAACUGAAGUUUAGUGCUCGACAAAGGAAAAAGUGUGAGAGCGAGCGAGAAAAAGGAAAUUAGAAGCAGUAGAAAAUGCAGCAGUGUGCCAGUUUAAAAAUUGCCUUUUGGCUACUAGUCAUCCUAGAACUGUACGCCGCGAUAGAGGGCGUAGGUGCACAUGGGCCCGGGCCAGGACCUGGGCCUGGUGUGGUGAUAGGAGCCCGUCGCAGGUCUUCGAAUGAUGGUGCAAUGCAGUCGCGGGCCGUCGACAUGCGUGUUCAGUUUGAGGUGUUCGAAAACGAGCCUCGCGCCACGGUUGUGGGCUACAUUCCAACCAAACCCGGAUUUACGUAUCGUUUCAACGAGCCCCCGCGUGAGUUCACUCUGGAUCCGAACACGGGCGAAAUCAAAACGAAUGCCGUUCUGGAUCGAGAAAUGACUAAGAACGAUCGCUUCGAUCUGGUGAUCCUCUCCAGUCAACCAACCUAUCCGAUUGAGGUUCGAAUAACGGUGGUGGAUGUGAACGAUAAUGCUCCGGAAUUCCCGGAACCAAGUAUAGCGGUUUCGUUUUCGGAAAGUGCCAUUUCGGGUACCAGGCUGCUACUGGAUGCCGCCACCGAUAGGGACAUUGGCGAAAAUGGAGUCACCGAUGAUUACCGAAUCGUGGACGGAAAUCACGACGAAAAGUUUCGGUUGGCGGUAACGACCAAUCCGAGCGGUGAUGUAUACUACCUCCAUCUCGAAACAACCGGCAAAUUGGACCGGGAAACCCGAGGAUCGUACACUUUGAACAUUUCUGCCAAAGACGGAGGGUCACCUCCAAAGUUCGGCUACCUGCAGGUCAACGUGACGAUACUGGACGUCAACGAUAAUCCGCCUAUAUUCGACCACAGCGAUUACAUCGUUUCGUUGAACGAAAGUGUUCUACCGGGAACGCCCGUUCUGCAGGUGAUGGCCUCGGAUAACGAUUUGGGCGAUAACAGUAAAAUCACGUACUACCUUUCGGAUAGUGAAACCCAGUUCACGGUAGAUCCGGAAAGUGGAGUUAUUUCGACCACCGAGCAGCUUACAUGUCCCCAUCAGAACUGCCAAUCGCUGUCCCGACCGGAUGGCACUUGUCCGAAAAGCUGUGUAUUCACAGUAUUCGCCCGUGAUCACGGAUCACCUCGACAGGAUGGCAGAACUUACGUCACAGUCAAUCUGGUAGACACGAACGAUCACGAUCCGGUUAUACGAUUCCAGUACUUUCCACCAACGGGAAGCUACGCAACAGUGGAUGAAAAUGCAGCCAACAGUUCCGUGGUGGCUGCCGUUUCGGUCGUCGAUAUGGACGAAGGCCUGAACGGUGACACCAGUCUACGAAUCGUGGCCGGCAAUGACCUUCAGCAUUUCCGCUUGGAAAAAUCGCCCAGUUUCUACAUUGUCCGCGUUAAUGGUGUACUCGAUCGGGAAGAGAUCGGUAAAUACAAUCUAACAGUGGUGGCAACCGAUCGAGGAAAUCCUCCCCGAACGGCAACUGCUCAUUUGAUUAUCCAUGUGAAUGACGUCAACGACCAUGAGCCAGUGUUCGAAAAGUCCGAAUAUUCUACCGUCCUGAGUGAGUUGACACCACGCGGAACGUAUGUAGCCAGUAUCACCGCCACCGAUGAGGAUACCGGUGUGAAUGCGCAAAUAUUUUACGAUUUCGUGUCGGGUAACAACAAUCAAUGGUUCAAAAUUGACCCGUCCUCGGGUUUGAUAACUACCCAAGCACAGCUUGAUCGAGAAGUGAACGGCAACAUCGAACUGAGUAUUUCGGCUCGCGAUGGCGGUCCGAAUCCGAAGUGGGCUCACACCCAGCUAAAAGUCACCAUUCUGGACGAGAACGACGAAGCACCUAAAUUCGCACAGCCACGGUUGAACGUUACCCUCAACGAAAACACCAAACCCAAAACCGUCGUCGCACUUCUAACAGCCGUCGAUCACGAUCAGGGCACGAACGGAAGCAUCACCUAUUUGCUGCACCCGAGUGUGGAGAAAAAUUACCCCGGAAUGUUUCAGCUGGAUUCGAUAUCGGGCCAACUUUCUACCAAAAGUAAUCUUGACCGGGAGCGGAUCUCCAGCUAUAUGAUUCAGGUGAUCGCUCGCGAUCAGGGCAGCCCACCGCAGUCCUCAACGGCGACCGUUCAGCUUACGGUCGAAGACGCCAACGAUAACAAUCCGGAGUUUUAUCCCAAACAGUACUUUCUGGCUCUGGCGGAAGAUACCGCACCCGGUAAACCUGUCCUGCGGGUGAAGGCUUCGGAUCCGGACGAGGGUGUGAACGCGAUGGUGAGCUAUGAGUUGAUUAGUGGAGGAGACGGAAUGUUUACGUUGGAUGGAGCUAGUGGUCAGCUCAGUUUACGAGGCAGUUUGAAGAAGUCUUCGAAACCACUGUACAAGAUUGUAAUAGCUGCGAAGGAUAAAGGCGGACGGCGAGCCGAUAAAGAUGCGGUGGUUGAAAUCGUCAAGGAGUCCAUCAUGGAGGAGAUCGAAUUCGAUACUCUCAGUGGUUAUGAGUUUCAGUUGGUGGAAGACAGUGAGCUGGAGAAGGUUAAAAACGAACGGGAAGUUGGACAGGUGAAGACGAAGGCUUUACAUUCGGUGAAGGACGUCGAAUAUGCGAUUGUACAGGGAGAUCCGGCGGAAAAUUUCCGCAUCAAUGAGCGCAGUGGGGUGAUAAGCAGUGCAAAACACAUUGACCGCGAAGCGGCAGCCUUUUAUAGCCUCACUGUGACGGCAAGGAAUGGUUUGGCCUUCGGGCAAACGAUCGUCAAUGUGACGAUCGCGGAUGUGAAUGAUAAUGCGCCGAUUUUUCUACACGAUCACGACGAAAUCGAUCUACCGGAGAAUACCGCGGUUGGGCAGGAAAUUUACCUUUCAAAAGCUAAAGACGCAGACUCCGAGGCCAACAGUCGAAUAACCUACAGUUUGAGCUACAAUCCGGAAAAUCUCUUCCGAAUCUCCGAAACCACCGGGGUGCUGUAUUUGAAUCGGCCGAUUUUCGUCGAUCCUGGCAGUGUACUGAAUCUUGAAAUAACCGCCGCCGAUAGUGGCGACCCCCAGCUUACGACCAAAGGUACGGUCACGGUUACGAUCGAAGACGUGAACGAUCACACCCCGGUAUUCGAUCACACCUCAUACGAAACAUCUCUGCUGGAAUCGAUGCCGGUGAAUUCACGCUUUUUCGCACUGGCCGCAUCCGAUGCCGAUAUCGGCAUCAAUCAGAGGAUCUCCUACGCGAUCAUCGAAGGAAAUGUGGACAAAAAAUUCGGUAUCUUCCCGGACGGGUUUCUGUACGUGAAAAGUGCGCUCGAUCGAGAGGAACGCGAUUAUUAUUCACUGACGAUCAGCUGCACCGACGAAGGCGAUCCCGCCCGGAGCUCCUCCGUUCCGGUCAUAGUUCACGUGAUCGAUGAAAAUGAUAAUCCGCCCCAGUUCACCAAUAGCACGUUUAUUUUUAGUGUGGCCGAAAAUGAGCCAGCCGACACGUUUGUGGGCAAGCUGACGGCGGUAGAUCGUGACAUUGGCCGCAAUGCCGAACUAAUUUAUAUGCUAUCAAGCAAGCAGGAAGAUUUUACCGUUGAUUCGCGAAAUGGAUUCAUCAAAACGAUGCACGAGUUUGACCGCGAGGCGCUAGUGCAGACGACCGGCCAGAACUUCAUCACGCUCGAAGCGAUUGUGUCCGACAAUGGGCUGACCCGGUUGCGCGAUAAGGUGAAAAUUAAAGUGUUUAUAACCGAUGUCAACGAUAAUGCGCCGCAGUUCGUGAGAGCUCCUUAUAAGGUUCAGAUCUCGGAGGGAUCAUCCAUUGGUACCCAGCUGAUCCGGGUGUACACCAACGAUGCCGACGAGGGCCUUAAUGGGGAUGUGUACUAUUUCAUUGCCGAAGGAAACAGCGACGAACGGUUUGUGAUCGAUGAUGCUACCGGCCAGAUAACGCUGGCAAAAGUUCUGGACCGGGAAACGGUGUCAAUGUAUAAAUUAACGAUUGUUGCCCAUGAUGCUUCGACGCAGAAUCGAUUAAGCGCCAGCACGACUGUCACGAUAGAGGUGCUUGACGAGAAUGAUGACGCACCCGAGUUCACCCAGACGCUCAGUCAGAUUUCGAUCAACGAAACUACCCCGAUCGGUACCGAGCUGAUUCGCUUCCGGGCGACCGAUAUGGAUCUCGGUGUUAACAGCCAAGUCACCUUCUCGAUUGGCGCUGGCAACCGGAAAGAUACCUUCCACAUCGAUCCUACCAGUGGCUUUCUGUACCUGCACAAACUGCUGGACUACGAGGAUACUCAAAGUUACGCCUUGAACAUUACCGCUUCGGAUGGCGGAAACCCCCGUCUCUCAACCACGAUCUUGUUCACGGUGAAUGUAAUCGAUUCGAAUGACAAUCCACCCAGUUUUCCCAACACCGCAAUUGUGCGGCAAAUCCGUGAAGGAAUCCCGCUCAAAACUCCUAUAGUAACGGUGACAGCUGAGGAUCCGGAUUCCGGGCUUAAUGGUAAAGUGACCUACGAAAUCGCCAACCAGGAUCCGGACAAUCGAAGUCGCCAUUUUGGCAUUAACCCAACAACCGGAGUAAUUCACACAUUGCAUGCGAUUGAUCGUGAAGCGAUCGAUACUUAUCGCCUAACGGUGAUCGCAACCGAUCAAGCCGCCGUUGCGGCCCAACGAAUGUCGGCGGAAAAACUCGUCACGGUGAUCGUGGAAGACAUUAACGACAAUGCUCCAAUUUUCGUCUCAAUGAACGCCGCCAUCCUACCGAUCAAGGACAUUCGGCUGGGAGUGGACAGCAGUCCCACCAGUCCGGUUAUGUUUAUCAACGCGUUCGAUGCCGAUUCCAGCUCCAACGGUUUAGUGACGUACGAGAUGACCGGCGGCAAUAUGGACCUGUUCAAGCUGCACCGAUCGACGGGUGCGAUCACACUGCGAAAGGCAAUCCCGAAGCCGGAAAUUCGCUACCAGCUGGCGGUCCGAGCGACGGAUGAAGCUGUGCAGAGUGAGCGCAAAAGUAGUGACGCGUACAUCACGAUCCUCACGACCAUCCCGACCCAGAACGGACCGGUGUUUGUGAAGAAAGAUCUGUUCGGUAGUGUUUCGGAGAACGAACCAAUCGGUACCAGCAUUCUGACCGUGUCCGCGUAUCUGAACUCGGUCAGUGAUAUCGAGUACUAUGUGACGAAUGUGACCGGCGACGGACGGCAGGUGAACCGGCUGUUCGACAUCGACACGAAGCUGGGCAUCCUGUCCACGGCGGUCGAGCUGGAUCGCGAGUCCGGCGUCGAGAGCUACGAGGUGGAAGUGUACGCUAUUGCACUCGGAGGGCUGCCGAGAACGACGAGCACCAAGAUCCGAGUGAAUGUGCUGGACAAGAACGAUAGCCCACCGACAUUUCGUAACAUUCCGCUGGUAUUCUCCGUGUCGGAAGACUUAGCCGUAGGACAGACGGUGGCGCAAAUAACCGCCACCGAUCCGGACACACUCGGUGCCCUGGAGUACUCGCUGGUGAGCGGCGACACCGACCGGUUUCUCCUGCAAAAGGACACCGGGCUGCUCAAACUGCGGGACACGCUGGAUCGCGAAACCGAGGAUUCCUACCGGCUAGUGGUUAGCGUCACCGAUGGAGUCCAGAGCACCGAAACUACCGUCACCGUGCAGGUCACCGACACCAACGACAAUCCACCGUCAUUUUCUGAGCCGGCCUAUUCGUUCGACAUACCGGAGAAUGCGGCCCGUGGCUUCCAGGUGGGCAUGAUCUCGGCCAGCGAUCCCGAUCUGGGCAGCAACGCGGCCGUCACCUACAGUGUCAUCUCGGACUGGGCCAACGACGUGUUCUCGCUAAAUCCGCAGACUGGAAUCUUCACGCUAACGGCCCGGUUGGAUUACGAGGAGGUACAGCACUAUAUUCUGGUAGUGCAGGCCCAGGAUAGCGGCCACCCGAGUUUGUCCAGCACGCUGACCGUCUACUGCAACGUGAUCGAUCUGAACGACAAUGCACCGAUCUUCGACCCGAUGAGCUACUCGAACGAGAUCUUCGAAAACGUACCGGUCAACACCGACGUGGUUACGGUCAGUGCCACCGACACCGAUUCCGGAGUUAAUGGACGCAUCGAGUAUAGCAUUACGACCGGCGAUGAGAACGGAGACUUUCAGAUUCUGAGCAACGGAACGAUUCGCACCCGUCUGGCUCUCGAUCGGGAGACUAGGGCGAACUAUAAUCUGAUCGUAACGGCACGGGAUUGUGCCAAGGAGCCGGAGAUGCGGCUAUCGUCCACCGUACAGGUUACAAUCGUCCUGAAGGACGUGAACGACCUUGCGCCGGAGUUCGUGACCCCGAACGAAACCAGCGUGGCAGAGAACAUUCCGGCCAACACCGUCAUUAUGGCCAUCAAGGCGGUCGAUCGGGACGAAGGUCGCAACGGAUAUGUCGAGUAUCAGCUGGACCCGAGCGUGCAGACACCGUUCACGAUCGGAUCGGCGGACGGAUUACUGCGUGUAUCCGGUCGGCUCGAUCGGGAAACCAAGGCCAGCUAUGAACUGACGGUGAUCGCUAAGGAUCGCGGUGAACCGCCAAAGUCCAGCCAUUCCCGAAUACUGAUACACGUGCUGGACGAGAACGACAACAGCCCGAUCUUCGACCCGAAACAGUACAGUGCGGCUAUCGCGGAAAACGCCAGCAUCGGGGCCAGCGUGCUGCAGGUUUCCGCAACCGAUAUCGACGAAGGCGCUAAUGGACGGGUCCGUUUCUCGAUUGCGGCCGGCGACGACAAUCGAGACUUCACCAUCAGCGAGGACAGCGGCAUAGUUCGGGUGGCCAAGAAUUUGAACUACGAGCGAAAGUCGCACUACACGGUAACAGUCCGGGCUGAGGACUCUGCCAGCGACACGGAGAACGGUGAGGUUCGCUUCGACACCGCCAAACUGUCCAUCACCAUCACGGACAUUAACGAUAAUCCGCCGACCUUUCUGGACUCACCCUACCUGGCCUACGUGAUGGAAAACGUGAUUCCGCCGAACGGUGGCUACGUCAUCACGGUGAAGGCCUACGACGCCGAUACGCCACCGUUCAACUCGCAGGUUCGCUACUUCCUCAAGGAGGGCGAUACGGACUUUUUUAAAAUCAACGCAUCCAGCGGUGAAAUCUCACUGCUGCGGGCACUCGAUCGUGAAAUGCAAGCCGAAUACAUUCUGACUCUAGUGGCAAUGGACACCGGAUCGCCUCCCCUCACCGGUACCGGGACCGUCCGGGUGAUCGUGCAGGACCAGAACGAUCACAGUCCGGAGUUCGAACAGCAAUCCUACCAAGCGACGGUAUCGGAAAAUCUCCCGAUCGGCAGCAAAGUCCUGCAACCGAUUGCAACGGAUAAGGAUGCUGGUCAGAACUCGAAAAUUCGCUACACCCUACUGGGUGAACACUCGCAGCGUUUUCACGUGAACCAAGAUAGCGGAGAGAUCACGACGGCCACUAUUCUGGAUCGGGAAGAUAUCGCACAAUAUCUUUUCACAUUGAUGGCCCAGGACAGCUCGACGACUGAACCGCGAGCGACGGUCGUCAAUCUCACCAUUCUAGUAUCGGACAUGAACGACAACAGUCCGACGUUCGAGUCGCGAACUUUCCACGUCAACAUUCCCGAUCGCAUCAAGCGAAAUCAGUUCGUAUUCGGAGCCAAAGCGAUCGACCUAGACGAAGGUAUGAACUCUCGAAUUACCUACUCGAUCAGUGGGGCAGACGCCAAUAAGUUUCACAUCAAUGAGAACACCGGAGUCAUCGAGGCUUCCGUGGAAUUAUCUCUCCCGGGACAAAAUGCCGAUCGGGUGUUCAGUCUAGUCAUCGAAGCUCGUGAUCAAGGCUCCGAUCAGAAGUCCACCAAAACUGAACUGACGAUCGCACUAAAGUCGGCGCACCUCUUCCCAGUGUUCUCGUAUCUAUCGGAAACCCAAUUCGUACUACCAGAGGACAUCGCCGAUGGGAAAAUCGUAACCAAAAUAUCCGCCACCUCUCCGAAGAAAGGCCCUGCCGGAAACAUACGGUACGCAAUCGCUGGUGGGAACAUCGGUGAUGCACUACGAAUCGAUCCCAACACUGGCGAGGUGGCAGUCAAUAAGGGCGGUCUGGACUACGAACGCAACCAGCAGUAUGAGGUUUGGAUCGAAGCUGCCGACUCUGACCGACCGAGUUUACGCAGUGUCAUGCAGCUUAUCAUAAACGUCACCGAUGCGAACGACAAUGCUCCAGUUAUGGAGAAGCAAGUUUACACGGCCGAAGUUAUGGAAGAAGAAUCACCCGGUCUGUUUGUGAACAAAGUUCAGGCCACCGACGUGGAUUCAGAUGAAAACGGACAAAUCACUUACAGUUUACAGAAUGAUUUUGACAGUUUUGAGAUCAAUAGUGAUACAGGAGAAAUCUACACCACCACCAGACUGGAUCGAGAAGACAUUCCUCGCUAUGCUCUGAUCGUCAAAGCUGUCGAUCAGGGAGUACCACAGAUGACAGGAAGUGCCACAGUGCUCGUGAAUGUCCUCGAUAAAAACGAUAACCCUCCCAAGUUCACCCGUCUGUUCAGCGUUAAUGUUACAGAAAACGCGGAAAUCGGUAUUUUCGUAAUACGCAUCACAUCGUCCGAUUCGGAUAUCGGAAUCAACGCAAAUGCGACCUACAUCUUCACCGAAAACAUUGGCAACAAGUUCCUGAUCGAUUCCACCUCCGGGAAUGUUACCGUAGCGGGUCAUUUAGAUCGCGAGCAGCAGGAUGAAUACAUCCUCAAGGUGGCCGCCGUUGAUGGCGCCUGGAGAGCGGAGACUCCACUAACGAUUACCAUUCAGGACCAGAACGACAACGCACCGGAGUUCGAGCACAGCUAUUACAGCUUUAACUUCCCAGAGCUGCAAAAAGCGGUUACCUUCGUAGGCCAAGUGAUCGCCACCGAUCGUGAUAAGCAUGGUCCAAACUCCGUAAUCUCAUACUCACUGCAACAACCAUCGGAUAUGUUUUCGAUCGAUCCGGCUACCGGAGAGAUCUUCAGCAAACGAACUAUCCACUACAAGCACACCCAGCUGGAAUCAUCGCCGGAAAACAUGUUCAGUCUAACCGUUCUGGCGACCGACAAUGGUAAACCUCCGAUGUACUCGGAGUGCUUGAUCAACAUCAAUGUGGUGGACGCCAACAACAAUCCACCGGUUUUCACGCAGCGUGAGUACCUAUCACCAGCUCCGGAAGGAUCGACAGUCGGUCAAAAAAUCAUGCAACUACUCGCUCGGGACGAGUUCGACUACGGUGUUAACGCAGAAAUCGAGUACCUUGUAACCGGCGGAAACGGAACCAGUCACUUCAUAGUGAACCGGAACGACGGAUGGAUUGUGGUUAGCAAUCCAUUGAACGACAUUCCUGGCAAAGUUUACACCCUUAACGUUCGCGCAGUUGACAAGGGAGUUCCACCUCAGCAGGACGAAGUGAUCGUGACGAUCAUCGUCACAGGACUCAAUAAAUAUGCACCCGUGUUCCAGAGUCCUUCCUACCAGGUGAUCGUACCAGAAAAUGAACCAAUCGGAUCGACAAUCCUAACAGUGAGUGCCCCCGACGACGAUGAUGGUCCCAACGGUAUGGUUCGCUAUUCCAUUGCCGGAGGUAAUGAGCGGAAAGAAUUCACCAUCGACAGCGUAGCUGGCGCGAUCAUGAUCCGACAACCCCUGGACUAUGACUCCGUGCAGAUCUACCAGCUGAAUGUCACCGCCGAAGAUUUGGGUUUCAAACCGAAAAAAUCCAUGGCCAUGAUCACGGUCACCCUGACCGACAUCAACGACAACGCACCGAUAUUCAACCAAACCGAGUACGACGCCUUCAUUCCGGAAAACUCUCCCCCGAACACUUUCGUGUACAAAGCGAUCGCGCACGAUCGGGACUCACCGAAGAAUGCCAUCGUACAUUACUCGAUCGUAGGAGGAACCGGACGGGAUUUGUUUUCGAUCGAAACCACCACUGGCGUGAUUAAAUCCCGGGCUACCUUUGACUACGAGGAGCAAAAUCGCUACACUCUGGACGUGAUGGCGAUUAAUCCGGACUCGCCGAUGAAAAACCGAACCAAGGUGAUUGUCCACGUGACCGGAGUGAACGAAUUCUAUCCGAAGUUUGUGCAGCCCGUGUUUCAUUUCGACGUUUCUGAAUCGGCGGAAGUUGGUUCGAGUGUGGGAUCCAUUCAGGCAACCGAUAAGGAUGCCGGAGAAGAUGGGAAGGUUUACUACCUUCUGGUGGGGUCAAGCAACGACAAAGGUUUCAACAUUCAUCCGGAAACGGGAGUGAUGGUGGUUUCGCGAAACCUCGAUCGGGAAACCCAGUCCAGAGUGGUGUUAACCGUUUUGGCCAAGAACUUUGGUGGUAUUCGAGGAAACGACACUGAUGAAGCCCAGGUCAUCAUUUCCAUCCAGGAUGGGAAUGAUCCGCCGGAGUUUCUACUCGAUUUUUACGAGGCUGAUGUAUCGGAAGGUGCUCAGGUGGGAUCAAGAAUCAUCACCGUGAAAGCGAUCGACAAAGAUGUUCGACCGCAGAAUAACCAAUUCAGUUACUCGAUUAUCGGUGGAAAUAAUGAUCACUCUUUCAAGAUUGAUCCACAAUCAGGGCAAAUCGAAACCGCUCGUAUGUUGGAUCGAGAAACAGUACCCACGCAUAAGUUAAUUCUCGGGGCCAUUGACACCGGAUCACCCCCACAAACGGGAACUACGACUGUGAAGAUCUCCGUCACAGACAUCAACGACAACGGACCUGUUUUUGAUCCGAAGGACACCAUCGGAUCGGUGCUGGAAAACGAACCUCCCAACACCGUCAUCAUGACCCUAUCGGCAACCGAUCCAGAUCUACCACCAAAUGGAGCGCCUUUCACCUAUUACCUAGUUGGCGGUCGCCACAAAUCGCUAGUUACUCUUGAAAAGCACUCCGGUGUUCUGAGAACGGCUCGAAGCAUUGAUCGUGAAACCACCCCCAAACUGGAGCUACUAGUGGAAGUGGAAGACAAUGGAAACCCCAAAAUGCGAACACAGCACACCAUCAUCGUUAACGUCAUGGACCAGAACGACAGUCCUUCGACACCGCGAGUCGUUCACGUGCUAGUGUACGGCUUCAACAACCAAUUGAACGGUGAUAUAGCGAAUGUACAUCCAAACGAUGCCGACACCACGGGUGAUUAUCGCUGCAAGAUUAUCGGCGAUCUGAACAAAAAUCCCAUCAGCUCAUUCACCAUCAGUUCCGGUUGCAAACUUCGCUCGACAUCGUCAUCCAUUCCCCACAAUGGGCACACCUUCCUCGUAUCUGGCAACGAUGGCCGACACAAUGAUGUCGUAUCGACGGUCAGCGUAGAAUUCCUGCGCUUCGACAACGUCACCGUUGAGAACUCGAUCACUAUUCGAAUCGAAAAUAUGACCAGCAGCCGGUUCCUUGCAAACUACUACCGUAACUUUGUAGAUAUACUAAAAGCUUCGAUCGACAGUUCCAAUGAUCUGAUAGUCUACAGCUUGCUGGACGUCGAUAAAGCAACGGACAUCUCCGUUGCGGUGGCAAAUGAUGGAAAAGGUUUCCGAUCGCAGCAUUACAUCAAGGAGCGUUUCAGUAAAAAGCUGGACGCAUUCAAUCUACUACUGCAAAAUUCGAAAGUUAUAAUCGGAUUUGUUCCGUGCGAUGCCAAUACCUGCGACAAUGGGGGUGUGUGUUUCGAGAAGAUCAACGUUUACGACGACACGCAGAUUACGGAUAGUCAGUCGUUGAUCUUUACCUCUCCACUGGUACGGCAUGACUUCCGAUGCAAAUGUUCCGAUGGUUACACCGGUCAACGGUGCGAUAAACGGCAGGAUCCUUGUUCGCCAAACCCAUGCCAGGCUGGUGGUCAGUGUCGUAGACAAGGAUAUGACUUCCAGUGUUCCUGUCCUUCAAAUCGAGAGGGGAAAUUCUGCCAGCUAGAGCGUGGAGAUGUGUGCUCAAGUAGUCCUUGCAAAAACGGUGGCUCCUGCCGGGAGAGUUCCGAUGGAUCGUCGUUCUUCUGUCUGUGUCGACCGGGAUACCGAGGCAAUCAGUGUGAAGCUGUUGCCGAUUCCUGCCGGCCGAAUCCUUGCCUGUACGGUGGAUUGUGUGUCAGCUUGAAGCCUGGUUACAAGUGCAGCUGCGUAGAUGGCCGCUACGGACGGCAUUGUGAGAAGACUACGUUCGGAUUCAAGGAGCUUUCGUACAUGGCAUUUCCUGCUCUAGAUGCUGCAACCAACGACAUAUCGGUCAUUUUUGCCACCACCAAACCGGAUGCUCUGCUUAUCUACAACUACGGCAUCCAGAGUGGCGGUCGGUCGGAUUUCGUCGCGAUGGAAGUGGUCAAUGGGCGGGCGGUGUUUUCCUACGGAGGAGCGAGAACUGCAAUAACCUCGCUAGUGGUGGGACCGUCGGCUUCCAACAACGAGACCAUCUCGAACGGAAGGUGGCACAAAAUAACCGCCACCCGGAAUGGGCGCGUGAUGUCGCUCAGUGUGUCCAAGUGUUCCGAGAACGGAGAUUACUGCGUCGAUUGCCGACCGGGAGAUUCCAACUGCUACGCCGAUGAUACCGGACCGACUGGAACGCUCAACUUCAACAAACAUUUCCUGCUGGUGGGUGGCCUAGCAUCGGCCGAUCCAGUGCUGGAACGCCCUGGCCAGGUCCAUUCCGAUGAUCUGGUGGGCUGUGUGCACAGUGUAUCCAUUAAUGGUCGGGCACUGAACCUAAGCAGCCCACUCAAAUCGGCUGGAGUGGAAAGUACCUGCCGAAGGGGUAACAAUGGAGGACCCUGCAGUCUGGGACUACCGGAGGAUCCCGCUCAGCCUCGCUGUGGUGCGUUCGGACAAUGUAUGGAUCGCUGGAAUACUGCCAUGUGCCGCUGUGGAGGUUCUGUCCUAUCCCCCGACUGUUCCAGCUCGCUGGACUACUUCUCCAUCGCAGACGGAGGUUUCAUCGAGUUUGAAAUCUCCGAGAAGCACAAACGCAUGCAGCUACUGGAAAAUAUCUACAGCGGCAAGAACAUCUGGAGCUACGAUGUGACUCGAAAUAAGCGUUACUCGGUUAAAACGGAGAAUAUUUCUAGUCUAACUAUCGCUGAAGAUCCUCCGAAAUACAUGAGCUUACUGUUCAAGACGAAUAAACCCAACGGGUUACUGAUAUACGCAGCCACUAACAAGCAUUACACCUCGAUCGAGCUUAAAAAUGGUAGGAUCUUCUACAACUCGCAUCAGACGUCGUACAUCAACAUCACAGCUUCCACGCCGGAAAAUCUAGCAGAUGGCAGCUGGCAUAACAUAACCUUACACGCUCACAAUCGCAUUCUGCAGGUGAUCGUGGAUGGUAAGAACGUAAUUGAAGAUCUCGAUUCCGCUGGAGUGCACGAUUUUCUCGAUCCAUACCUCACCGUUCUAUCGAUUGGUAAUGUUCGGCGGGAGCUGUUUGUCACGGAAGUAAUACCAACCUACUUCCAAGGCUGUCUUGCGAAUUUUACAAUCAACAAUGAAAUACAACCGUUCAAUGGCUCGGGAAGCAUUUUCAAGCACGUCGUACAUCGAGGUAAUGUACUACCAGGGUGCUUGCUGGCUGGUUUGGGUGCCGCUCAUGUUACCGAUCCUCUCAGCAUCGGAAUAACACUGGUGAUUGUGUUCUUCGUCGUGCUGUUGGUGGCUAUCUUUCUUUCGUUCCUGGUGUUUCGGCUGCGAAAGCAACACAAGGAAAAGAGCGGAGGACUCGGGGGUCCCUCUACAAUCCAUUCCAAGCAGAAUGGAGGCUCCACUCUGCUUAGCACUUCCCAGUUAGUUUCCUCUGGGGUGCAUAACGACAUCGGUAGAAGUCUGCACGUGAAUGACCUCUCCGUCGUGGGUUACCACUCCGACAAUAAUGACAUGCUUCGAGGAGUCGGAGGACAUCACCUGGUAGGCCCGGAGUUAAUUUCUAAAAAGUAUAAAGAGCGAGAUAUCAACGCUGGGGAACCGCAACGACCCCAACGUCCGGAUAUUAUCGAACGCGAGGUCGUCAGCAAGAGCCCCCCAUUGCGGGAGGAUCAUCAUCCACCUUUACCACCUCCCAGUCAAUCACAUCACACGCAUGAUCACACCGCUCCGGUGGAUCUUGGGUCAGAAUACCCGGAGCACUACGAUCUGGAAAAUGCCAGUUCAAUUGCACCGUCGGACAUCGACAUCGUCUAUCACUACAAGGGCUACCGCGAAGCCGGUGGUGUACGUAAAUACAAAGCCACUCCACCGCCAGUGGCAACAUACACCCACCAUAAGCAUCAAACAUCAGCUCAACAACAACAUCGGCACUCACCGCAUCACGCCGGGCCCUACGCACCUCGUGUUCCGCCGCAAGCUAGUCAACCUCCGCCUUCGAAUACACCUCGACCCCAUCAGAGCACUCCGUUGGCACGACUAUCGCCUAGCUCGGAACUUAGCUCCCAGCAGCCACGAAUCCUCACCCUGCACGACAUAUCAGGGAAACCUCUGCAAAGUGCCCUCCUGGCAACGACCUCCAGCUCGGGAGGUGUCGGCAAAGAUGCCCUCCACAGUAACAGCGAACGCAGCCUCAACAGCCCGGUAAUGAGUCAACUCUCCGGGCAGAGCUCCAGCGCAAGCCGAAAAAAUCCGGGAGUUCCACAGCAACCGCAAAACGUCAACUCCGUCGUUUCCGGUCCAAUGGGUCUGACAGCCGAAGAAAUCGAACGACUAAACUCGCGCCCAAGAACAUCGAGUCUAGUUUCGACACUGGACGCAGUGUCCAGCAGUAGUGAAGCUCCCCGCGUUCCUGCGCCCCACCUGACGCACAUGCAUCACUCACCGGCAGUUGACGCUCACAGCUCCACCUCGACCGAUGAGAGUGGCAACGACAGCUUCACCUGUUCUGAAAUCGAAUACGACAAUAACAGCAUCAAUGGCGACAAAUACACAAAAACCCGCGAAGACACUAGUCGACGGGUGGUCAGUGAUAACAACAACAGCAACAAACCACCCCAUCUGCCUCCCUCAUCGUACGACGGAUUCGAUUCCUCCUUUCGGGGAUCGCUAAGUACCCUGGUGGCAUCCGAUGACGAUCUGUCUACCCACAUGGUAGGAAUGUACCGCCAACCGAACGGUGCAUCCCCAUCGGCUACCGGCUGGGACUACCUGCUGAACUGGGGACCGAACUUCGAAAGUCUGAUGGGCGUCUUCAAGGACAUCGCCGAGCUGCCGGACACGGUAAACGGCCGGGUGCCUAGUUCCCUGCGAAUACCGGCCGGCGUGCAGAAACCUUCGGAAGAGUACGUGUAGAAAUGUAUAAUAAACAUGUAAAAUCAAGCGCACAAAUGACAGAAAAACGAAAAAAGUAACACGGGACAAGCGCACCCAGAAGCGUAAAUUCAAAUGACAUGUAAAUAUUAGUUGACUAAUGAAUUUUAAUUAGCUGGAAUUGGACGGGAAAGGCGAGCGAACGGGUGAGCGCUAAAAUGAAAGAAGAGAAAAAGAAAACACACUUUCCACAUUCAUUGUGUGCAAAUAUUGCAAUGCCUUGUAUCAAGGUACGACCUCGAGCAUAUAAAUAAUUCUGUUGUUUUUUUAAAGAAGAACAAAAGCAAAACGAACAUAAGGUGUAACCUAGAAGAUAUCGAAAGCCAAGCUAUGCUAUGGCGCCAAAACGCGGCCAACACUGAAUGUAUGUAUGUAUGUAUGCCUCUAGAUAUGGGCAAAUUAAGCAGGUCCUUCAAAUGUGCAUUUAUUACCAUGACAUCUUCUUCCCUCCUCCGAUUCCACGCCCGUCGUUCUCGACAUUCGGUUCAGCAGUAGACCGAAACCGAAUCUGUGCUAUGUUUUAAAUGUUAAGCAAGCCGUGAGGUUUUUUUUAAAACUGUAAAUAAUAAGUUUUAUUUUGACUAGCAAAACACAACACGAUGAUGAGAAUUAUUGUAAACUAUCUUGCCAUACGCUAUUUUAAAACAAAAAAACGCGACCCUCAGCAAUCCUAGAACACAUGUACCAUGCGGACGGGUGCCAAAUUAAAACGAACGGCAGCCCCUCCAGGGUCUGGCUUUCUGGCUGCCAAUUUGCCAACUAUAUUGUAGAGUGUAGAAAGUUUUUUUUAACGAGCAAUAUAAAACACAUUCGCAAAUCAUGACUUCCAAAUGAGACUGUUUUAAAUUCGUAAUAGAGCUGUAAGAAUCUAGGCGCUAAGUUUUAUCGUACAUAGAAUAUGUGUUUUUAAAUCAAUAAACUAGAGUCCUAGAGCAAAUUGGACGAGAAAAAUUCACUCCUGUACAAAACAGAUCGAUUCGGACUCAUUAUGCGUACCUCUCUUGGCAUUUAAAAACAAUUUGUACAUAGCCUAGCAAUCAACGAACAACCUUAUGAGUAGAAGUAGAAGAAGAAGAAGCAAAAAAGGGUUCUAGUGAAUUGAGUUUCUGUAAAAUUUCAAAUCCAUCGCAGGAAAUAAACGUUAA
Wyeomyia smithii (pitcher-plant mosquito) is the source of this 18440-nucleotide messenger RNA. It is a transcript of the gene ft, whose product is annotated as cadherin-related tumor suppressor. The coding region runs from base 2065 to 17277 and encodes 5070 amino acids. The record is from RefSeq and is a predicted model, not a curated record. Gene Ontology annotation, cellular component: plasma membrane; catenin complex. Gene Ontology annotation, biological process: homophilic cell-cell adhesion. Lineage: Eukaryota; Metazoa; Arthropoda; Insecta; Diptera; Culicidae. The transcript has 11 exons. Gene Ontology annotation, molecular function: cadherin binding; calcium ion binding.